Messenger RNA from Saprolegnia diclina VS20, 1232 nucleotides. RefSeq lists its product as hypothetical. The coding region runs from base 23 to 1165 and encodes 380 amino acids. Lineage: Eukaryota; Oomycota; Saprolegniomycetes; Saprolegniales; Saprolegniaceae. The record is from RefSeq and is a predicted model, not a curated record. The transcript is spliced from 3 exons.
CCGGGCCGACACCACUGCAAGCAUGGACACACAGGACAAGGAGAACUGCCCACCGGAAGCGCGGGCGAUGCACGCGAUGAUCCCCAUCGGACCGAAGGCGACGGCCUCGAGCCGCCGGCAGGCGCUCCAGGUGCUACCGCCCCAGCCGACAGCGCAUAGCCCCGCUAGCGAACGACCUAGCAGUACCACCAGCAGCGGCAAGAGCAAGAAGCGGACUGUCGAUGGCAACGCGAAACCCGAUGUCAAGAUCGAGCCCCUUGUGGUUCCAAUCGCAGCGCAAUCCGUCAUGGACUACCCUCGGGCUCCGUCCAAGAAGUUCAAGACGACGGACGCGUGGAAGGAGCGAUCCUACGUCUCGAUCUUCGACAUGACGUUUGUCGACCACGACGAAUGCAUGGCGACGCUCAACUCGUUCCUCAUCGCAAACGGCGUCGGUGCCACGGCUGUCGGGAAGCAAUAUAUGGCCGAGGUGCACGUGGGAACCACGUUCCAGUGCUGCACGCGCCAAGCCCCAUUUUUGGUCGGUCUUGGCGGCAUUGCCUCGACGCACUGCCCGUGGACCAUCGAGAUGAAAGUCGACUGUGCGUCCCGGCGCUGGCGCAUUGUGCGAUCGUUGUCGCAGCACAACCACCACGUUCUUUACCCGAAUGCACAGCCCAUCUACUCGUUCUACAGCUCCAUGCCGCGGGGCCCGUGGGCGAACCCGCUCGUUGCCGAGACCGAGAUCGACGACUGGUGCCGACAGCGCGGCUUUGCGGUCGUCUUCAACCCCGCAGCGUCGACUGGAACGAGCUACAUGCUGUCGUGCCAGUGCAACUGCGCGUGGUUUGUCUUUGUCCAUUACAGUGCCAACGACGAGCAAUGGCGGCUGUACCCUGGCAACCUCGUGCACAACCACGCCGUCGCCGUUCCGCUCGGACCGUAUCCGAGCAAGGCCGAGUGUCUCGGCGCCGUCUUGCAGUGGUGCGCCGCACAAAACGUUAUGGUGGCGACCAACCGUCUCUUCCAGGACGUCCACGGCCGGAGCGUGCUCGCAGUGGUCUGCACCGAGGACGCCACGUGCCCCUUCCACGUCCGCAUCGUGCCCGCGUCGCCAGUCGGCUGGCGCAUCCACAUCGUGUCCGAGAGCCACGAGCACCUCGAUGACCACCACGAGAGCGUGUAGCUGUUAGGCUCCAUUUUUGCGUCGGCGAUUUUUCUUUCAAUUUAUGGUUUCCUUGGGUACUGCGAGA